UAGCGCAGACCAAAUGAUGUUCUGUGUGCGCGCUCCUGCGCCCUGACUGCGCCUUUUGCGCGCGUAUCCAGAACGCACGACGCGUCAGGAGAAAUCCCGUCUACUCACCGAAUCCAUUACGCAUGAGUGGCCGUAUGGCGCACACCGGAGCAGGGCUCUGUCCUCCCCAGGGGCACAUGAGUCCACACGGGAACGGCACGCACAGUAACCAGAGCGUGUGCCUGAACGCCUCUGAUGCGCACGGAGCAGGGAACCGGAGCCUGGCAGCGGCGAACAGCAGCAGCGAUCCUUUCGGCCGCAAUGAGGAAGUGGCCAAGCUGGAGAUCACGGUGCUGAGCCUGACCUUCCUGGCGGCGGUUGCGGGCAACGUGAGUGUGCUGUUGGCUGUGCGCAAUGCGGCCAAGAAGAGCUCGCGGGUGCACCUGUUCAUCAAGCACCUGAGCCUCGCCGACCUGGUGGUCGCCUUCUUCCAGGUCCUGCCGCAGCUCUGCUGGGAGAUCACGUUCCGCUUCUACGGGCCCGACUUCCUGUGCCGCGUGGUGAAGCACCUACAGGUGCUCGGCAUGUUCGCCUCCACCUACAUGCUGGUGAUGCUGACAGUGGACCGCUACAUCGCAAUCUGCCACCCGCUCCGGAGCUUGCAGGGGGCCACGCGGCGCGCGCGCCUGAUGAUCGCGUGCACGUGGCUGUGCAGCGUGGCGCUCAGCACCCCGCAGUACUUCAUCUUCUCGCUGAGCGAGAUCGAGAGCGGCUCGGAGGUCUACGACUGCUGGGGACACUUCAUCGAGCCGUGGGGCGUGCGCGCCUAUAUCACCUGGAUCACCGUGGGCAUCUUCCUCGUGCCGGUCUCCGUGCUCGUGGUGUGCUAUGGCUUUAUCUGCCGCAGCAUCUGGAAGAACGUCAAGUGCAAGACGAAGGGCGGCGCGGCGCACGGCGCGGGCACGGGCACGGGCGCGCUGAUCGGCAAGGCAUCGGUGAGCAGCGUGAGGACCAUCUCCAGGGCCAAGCUCCGCACCGUCAAAAUGACCUUCGUCAUCGUGCUCGCCUACAUCGUGUGCUGGGCUCCGUUCUUCAUCGUGCAGAUGUGGUCGGUGUGGGACAAAAAUUUCUCCUGGGACGACUCGGAGAACACGGCAGUGACCCUGUCGGCGUUGCUCGCCAGCCUGAACAGCUGCUGCAACCCGUGGAUCUACAUGCUGUUUGGCGGUCACCUCCUGUACGACUUCCUGCGCUGCUUUCCGUGUUGUCGGAGGCUUGGGAACGCCCUUCGGAACGACUCGGACAGCAGCCUGAAGAGGAAUACUCUGCUGAGCAAACUCCCGGCUGCCUGCACACCGCCCAACGCCCCGGACUCCUGGAGGGGCGCAAACAAGAAAAACCGGGCUGCUGCAGAGGACUGUCCUCAUAAAGUCAAUCAGGGUGUCCCUGUGGACUCUUCACCCAAGAGGACCCAAAGCACAGACAAUCUGAGCAAGAACAGUGUCACCAACCCAGACUAAGGACUAAAUACAGACUGGAUUUCUUUCCUGCCACUUUUGUCCACUAGGGGGUCUAUACAUGUUUACAUGUGCUUGGUGCUCGUUAGUGCAAUUAUCUAGUGAGACAGUCAUAGAGCAGCAGUGCGACGCGUAAAGAUGGGACGUUGUAGGGGGUUCUGAAAGAGAAAUCCGGAAGAGGUAUCUAUAUAUCGUAUAUAAAAGAUAAUUGGGGGUCAUUUUGGAAGAAAUGAUCUGGCAAAUGCAAGUUUCAGCUAGUUCUAAGUUCUUGGGUCUGCAGGAACUAGUGAAAAUCCCGGCACCACCACAGCUGCCACUGUUGAGCCCUAGAGCAAGACUCUUGUCCCUCUCAAAUGUAUAAAUAAAAGCAUUAUAAGUCAGCCUGGAUAAACACUGUAUAUGUUAGGUUCUGAGUGAAAAACACAGUGAAAACUCAGAAUGUGAUCUUCUUGGUGAAACCAAAGUAUUUUGAGAUCCUUUUCACCACUGGUGUAACGCCUAACCAAACUUUCCCGCCAGCUCAAACCAGUUUAGUCAUUUAUUUCGAUCAAGUUUCUCGACAAGAUUCAUUUCUUAACGGCUCGCUGGGUGUUUUUUGUUUUCUGCACCACUUUACAGUAUCUAUUGUGCAUGAAAAAGAAAAGAAAAAAACAUCAGGUCUGCCACAUCUGGCGAAAUCUUUACAAAGACCUCUAAUCAAAAGGUUUUCAAAACCCUAAUUCUUGAUACCUGAGUGAAACAGUUUGCUAAAUUAAAUCACUUUUUUUCCCCUCGAUUGAAUUUAAAUGUGAACGUGACGGAUAAACCGAAAACAUUUGCUGAAUUAUAAAAACGUAUUAAACGCCUGGAAAAACUGCUUUUAAAAAAUUGACAUGAUGAAUGUAUGUACCAGUCUGUCCAUAUUCCUCUGUCUUUUCUUUUUAUGAGGCUCCUUCUUUGAAUUCUGAUGUUACAGAUACCUGAAAAAAAGACAUAAUGAUUCACUGACAUGUGCGAAGCGUCUGGAUGUGAUGCGACCGAUGUUUAUUUUGUCAAGAUGUUCUGUAUUGUAAAUAUUUGAACGAGUUGUUUAUGAAGUUGCCUACAAUUUAGGUCACAGUGUGGCCAAAAGUAUUGGGACACCCGAUCUUUCAAACCGUUAUCGGACAUAUUCGGAUGCAGUGCCAUGAAAUCGUAUCCACACUUGAACUGAAAAAUCCUGUUCCAGAAGGACAAUACACAAAGACAGCUCUAUGGAGAUCUGCUUUUCAUGGGUUGGAAGAUGUGGAAGACCUCCCGCUAUAAAGAUCUGAGCUCAACCCUAUUGAACAUGUUGAAUGUGAGCUCCGACUGCACCGUUCCUCAGGCCUCCUCACAUCCUCACCAACAUCAGUAUCUGACUUUAUUAACACCCUGGUGUCUGAUAGAUCACAAAUCUCCUCACAAUCCCCAAAAUCCAGUGGAACAUCUUCCCAGAAGCGUGAAGCUUAUUAUUAACAGUAGUGUGGAAUGGGAUGAUCAAAAAGAUGCACAUAGCAAAUUAAUGGUCAAGUGUCCAAAAACUUUUGGCCAUACAUAGUGUAACUGAUGUAAGUGC
Messenger RNA from Silurus meridionalis, 3072 nucleotides. RefSeq names its product arginine vasopressin receptor 1Ab (gene avpr1ab). The transcript is spliced from 2 exons. The record is from RefSeq and is a predicted model, not a curated record. Gene Ontology annotation, molecular function: peptide binding; vasopressin receptor activity. Gene Ontology annotation, biological process: G protein-coupled receptor signaling pathway; positive regulation of vasoconstriction; regulation of systemic arterial blood pressure by vasopressin. Gene Ontology annotation, cellular component: membrane. Lineage: Eukaryota; Metazoa; Chordata; Actinopteri; Siluriformes; Siluridae. The coding region runs from base 123 to 1499 and encodes 458 amino acids.